This is a messenger RNA of Dermatophagoides pteronyssinus (European house dust mite), 701 nucleotides long. It is a transcript of the gene Tctp, whose product is annotated as translationally controlled tumor protein. Gene Ontology annotation, molecular function: calcium ion binding. NCBI's taxonomy places the organism in Eukaryota, Metazoa, Arthropoda, Arachnida, Sarcoptiformes, Pyroglyphidae. The record is from RefSeq and is a predicted model, not a curated record. Gene Ontology annotation, cellular component: cytoplasm.
CAGUGUGGCCAGAAAAUAUUGUUCGGUCUUUUUAGUUUCGUCUCUGUGUAAAAUACAUAGUUUUUUUUAAUUUUUUUUCACAAAGUUUUAAAUUUUAUUAAAUUUUUUAAAAUAAAUUAAUUUUAUACAAAAUGAUCAUCUAUAAGGAUUUGAUUACCGGUGACGAAAUGUUUACCGAUUCAUCGAAAGUUCGGCUUGUCGAUGAUUGUAUCUGGGAAGUUGAAUGCCAAUUUGUCAUGCGAAAACAAGGCGAUAUUGCUAUUGAUGGUUUUAAUCCAUCGGCUGAAGAGGCUGAUGAGGGUACCGAUGAAAUAACCGAAUCUGGAUAUGAUCUGGUUCUUAAUCAACGUUUGAUUGAGGCAUCAUUUUCAAAAGCCGAUUUCAAAAAUUAUCUCAAAACCUAUACAAAAACAUUGCAGGAAAAAUGGAAGAGUUUGGAAUGGAGCGAUGAACAAAUUGCCGAAGCAAAGGCUAAAUUUACCGAAGCUGUGAAGAAAAUUCUCCCUAAAGUGAAUGAUGCACAAUUUUAUCUUGGUAAUAGUUCGAAUCCGGAUGGUAUUGUCGGAAUUUUGGAAUUUCGCGAAGGUGAAGAUGGCAAUGAAAAGGCUGUCAUGAAUUUUUUCAAACAUGGUUUGGAUGCCGAAAAAGUUUAAAUAAAUUUCGAGAUGAAAUCAUGUCGAUUCCAAAAUUUUUUUACUGAA